CACGUGGCCGGCGCGUUUGCUGCAGGAAGGUAAAGCCCUGCUGAGAGCGAACUAGGGGUCAUGCCGUGGGGUCGUCUCUGCGCCUGCGCCCUGCCGGGAUGCUGAACCUUGCGGCGCUGCUGUGGCGCCGGCUCCUGCGCAAGCGCUGGGUGCUCGCCCUGGUUUUCGGACUCUCGCUGGUUUACUUCCUCAGCAGCACCUUCAAGCAGGAAGAGCGGGCCGUGAGGGACCGGAACCUCCUCCAGGUCCAAGACCGGGAACAGCCCAUCCCGUGGAAGGUGCAGUUUAACCUCGGCAACAGCAGCCGGCCCAGCAACCAGUGCCGGAACUCCGUGCAAGGGAAACACCUCAUCACCGACGAGCUGGGCUAUGUCUGCGAGAGGAAGGACCUGCUGGCUAAUGGCUGCUGUGACGUCAGCGUCCCCAGCUCAAAGCAGUACUGCUGCGACGGGUGCCUGGCCAAUGGCUGCUGUGAAGCUUACGAGUACUGCGUCUCCUGCUGCCUGCAGCCCAGCAAGCAACUUCUCCUGGAGCGCUUCCUCAACCGGGCAGCUGUGGCCUUCCAGAACCUCUUCAUGGCGGUUGAGGACCACUUCGAGCUGUGCCUGGCCAAGUGCAGGACUUCCUCCCAGAGCGUGCAACAUGAGAACACAUACCGCGACCCCAUAGCCAAGUACUGCUACGGAGAGAGCCCGCCGGAACUCUUCCCUGCAUGAGGCCCGGCGGAGACACACCUGGAACCAGUCUGGUCCGCUGGUGUAAUGAAGGAGAAAUCCACAUAAGGAUCCUUAACCAUGUCUUACAACUUCGGGUGUCUCUGGCUCCCUCACCAACAGCUGGAGCAGAUGGGCGGAGUCCUUCUACAGAGCAGGCUGGGUGAAGUCCUGGUACCUCUCAGGGCCCUGGAACUGCUGGUCAGAGGCCGGGGCCCUUGCUUCUGUUUUGAUCCUACAUUGUAGCUAUUUAUUGACUUUUCAAGUGGUGCAAGGGGUGGUUUUUCUGUGCAGGACACCUUUGCCUGUCCAGAUGAAUCCAUCGGAGGAGGUGACCGUUGCUCUGGGUUCCUGAGUGUCACAAGUGCGUGCGUGCUCCUGCACCGGAGGAAGAAAGUUUGUCUCUGGGAGCGUGGGUGUACAGACUCAGUUCUGGUUCUGUUUUAACAUCUGACCAGCAGGCCUUGUAUCCAUAUCCCAACGUUCAGCAGUGCCUAAAGCCUCAGGGAGGUGCUGGUCCCCACUGCGCCUCGGGAGAGCCGCCUCCGAGUGCUCAUAUACAGAAAUGGUAGACGGGACGCCUGAAUCCCUGGUCACCGUGUCUCCCUGAAACCCUCAGCCUCAGGGCAGGGGAGCCUUUCCCUUGUCUGUCACGGAAGCCAGUGGGGACUGGCGAAUGUGUGCAUGUGUGGCAGGCGUUCAUUUUUGCCUGCUUUCUGCUCCGGGUGGCGUUUAUAGAGAAAAACCUCUUACUCCAGCCUGUAGUGAGUUCCACAUCCACCGUCAGUGGGAGGUGAAUGUGGUAGCCACGGUCUAGGGAGUGUCCCAAAGGCAGGCCCGUGUCCAGUGCUUGCAGGACAGUUGUUACCAGUGACUGAGAUGGAGAUCUUAAACCUAAGAUCAAGAUAUCUCCUCUUGCCCUCUCCUGUCCUGUCUUCAGGCCAGCCAUUAACACACACUUCUCCCCAGACCUUUCACUCAUCUGUACGGUGGGCCAUGGCAUUUUGUGGUUUUGGUUAAGGUUGACCUGGGACCGGCCAUGUGCUCAAGAUUUUCUAUUUGUGGCCUUGUGGAGCAUUGUCUUACAGGAUGGAAUUUCCUUCAGCUCCCUCCCACUUCCUCUUGCUGUUGACGUCAGAAUUCUAUUUUCUUAGCUCUACCGAAGGUCAGACUGAUAGGCAGUUGCUCCCUUGUUUUGUCUUGCCAUGCUGGGAUCGAACCCAGGACUGGGUGUGUGAUUGGCAAACUCGCUGUUACUGAGCCACAGCCCUGACCAGGGAAUCGAUUUUUAGUGUUAGAUCCCAGUGAUUCUUUUCUGUUUGCUCUGGACUCAGUAUGUUGGCUCAAACUUCAUGAAAGAACUGGGUGAUCCUGCACAUUCUGACACAUACCGGAAUGUUCUGGCUCAUUCCCACUGUGCUGUGUGUCUGACGCCAGCCUUGAGCUCCUGAUUCUCCUCCCCUGGGAGGAGUCCACCCUUGGUCGCUGGUGGCACUGGUCGGCCUCCCCCUCAAGUUCAUUUUCAGAGUGUUGACCCAGGUUUAGUCCGUGCAGUCAUUCCUGUGGACAGCUCCCCCGACUUGGCAUGAUUAUUAUGUCCGUGAGUUUAUAGUCUGCGUCAGUGUGAUCAAGAAUCCAGUCUGCUUGUGCUUCACGCCAUAGAUGAGGACAAGCAAGAGACAGGCCCUCCCGAGCCGCAGCCAAGACAGUGAUCAAACACACACAGGAGCUCAUCUCGAAUCCCACCCAUGGCCUCUAGUGCAGAAUCGCUUCCACGCAGUCUCCCCUAAGAGUGGAUGACCCAUAGACAGGAGGGGGCAGAGUUGUCAUCUACAUCCACACGAAGUCACUUUCAGAUUGGCUGUGGCUAGAAUUCAGAUGGGAUUUCUAAAAUCAGAGGCUGUAGAUUUGUGUACAAGACUCGAGGGAAUCACCUGAUAAUCUAUGGGGGACUCUGGGGAAGAGAGGAGGUGAGAACACCCACAGCCUAGAAGGGAUGUUUAAUGCUAUUAAGUGUGAGGGGCUGCAGACAGGAAGGUCUCAAGCGCGGCUCUCCCUUCUGAAUGUGAGUACACGGGACUUCUUGCUGGGAAUGCUGGGAUACCACACGUGUAACCUUGGAGAGAAGAAACAAUAGCAGGAGCGUCCUGAAGUGGGUGCAGGAAAAGAAUGUAGCCCCCUCCCCCAGCCCUGCCAGGCCACAGCCAGGGAUAAGCCCCUGCGUUCUUGUAGAAGUAGAGGAGGUCCUUUAGGGCACAGAUGGAGCCCUUCACACACCCCGAAGGCUGACUACGGGCCUUUCCAGGAGCAGCAUGGGGAACGCUGGGAUUGAGUCCUGUUCUUCCCAGUUUUGGGCUUUGCAGGUAAAUCACGAGCUGGCUGCUUCUCACAGCCGGGACAGGAAUGUGGCUGGAGCCUGGGACCACUGCUUCUCAGUGUGGCUUUUCAUUUAGAAAAUGGGGUUGCAUGUUUACGUGCCCUGAGGUAUCCUGAGUGAGACCCAACCUCCCGAGAGGCCAAUGUCGGCAGCCCCUGGGAAGCUAUAAGGCAAGGAUGCACAGCCGAGGGCUAGCAGGAUGGAAGAGCAUUGGCUGUGGUAAUUAGGAACUUACGCUGAGAGGGUCUUUGUUUUUUAAUUAGGGAAUUGGGGACUCUGGCUGUAUAGAGAGGACAUGACCGAUCCAAGGUCUGGUUGAGGGGAAGGUGCUGUAGAUACGAGGAUGAGGGAGAUGGCCUGAGGCACCCGGAAGAGUCCAGAGGGUGGGGAGAAAGCAUGACCCUGAGAGAGGGCAAGACAAAGGAGUGAGGGGGAUCAAGAGGGCGUGGCCAAAAUGGCACAGUUCUAAAGGGAUGGGAAGCUGGAGGAAGGGACGCUGGGGACAGCCGGCACCCCAUAGGCAGGCGAACAAGCACCAUAGUUAGCUGCUUGUCCUGAGGUUGGUUGGUUUGGAUUGCCUUUUGGACCUGACACUGAGGAUAAAAUAAUCACCUAAAACUAAAAAUCAUGUCGCCAGAGAUGAGAACCAGCUACCUUCUCCUUCCUCUCACUUUCCAGGUGAAAACCAACCAACCAACCAACCAAAGACGUGCUUCCUCCUUGGAAACACUCCUGUGGGUUUAUUAUCCGCAGGCCUGCCUGACAGACAUCCACUCACUUGGUUAGUUAGGACAGGACUAAGACGUGUAGUGCUUGUGUGUAUGGGCACACACACACACACACACACACACACACACGCAUUCCUAUCUUAGGCAUGGCCAUGGUCUAGAGCUGGGGCUGUCCGUGACACCAUCUUCUCUCAUUGAGCCCGCCACCAAUAGGUCCCAGACUUCCUGCUCAUUCUGCAGACCCGUUUCUGCUGGGUGGAUGGUGAGCUCACUAAACAGGCGGCACAGGUUAACUGCACGGCGCCUUGAGGCAGGAAUGUGCUGUUAUGUGAGCGUGUCCUGUGGGGAAUCACAGCGUAAUUUAAUCAGCACUUUAGCAUGGUGUCUCUCCAGGGUGGGGAAAUAAUGAAGUCGGCGCUCAGUACUGGGAGUUCUCAGUUCAGCCUCAGGCACAGCCGUGACCUAGAGCUGGGCUCAGUUACUUCAGCACUGCCAGGAUCCGUAGUGUGACUGUCCUAGACGCUGUGGACCAGGGAGGGAGCAGCAUCGAGAACUCCCAACCCAUUAGGGACAAGUGGUAUCUCCCAGCUGUGAAGAUGGGAUUUCCAGACACUGCCAAAUGUCCGCUGAGGGUCAGGGGUCAGGGAGGGACUGCCCCUGUGUUACAAACCACUGCCCUAACUCUAUUAGAAAGAUAGGGUUGUGAACCAAUUACUUGAGCUGCACAGGAGGGAAAGGUAACGGAGAAGCAGCUGGACUGAGGUUUAAAUUCCAGGGGGCUAAAGGUAGAUAGGGAAUUUGAGGCUAGCCUGGGAUACAGAGAGACCCACCCCUUGCCCCCAACUCAAAGGCAAAAGAAAGGGCAGCAAGAGAGAGACGUCUUUAUUUCAGGCGUCAUUUCAAAAUGUUCUGUAGUAACCAAUAGGAUGAAGAGACGGAAUCAAAUAGGAAAUCAACCUGUGGGGUGUGGUUCAGCUCGAUGUGAGUUAGUACACACAAACUGAUAGUUGUAUUAGUAGACAUCAUAUCUGUAGAACCAGGUGGGAUGGCACUUGGAAUGCUGGGCAGGAGAAUCCAAGCCCAAGGACAGCUUGGGUUUCAUACUGAGACCUGUUCAAAACACAGCAUGUUUUUUUAAAAGUUCAAUAAAAUAUUUUCUCAGGUGUUGGUGGUUGGGAUGAUAAAUGUGACGAUCUGUGUGUUGCUGUAGGCAUGUCCCAUGCAUUGGCCAUGUGUGUGUGUGUGCAUAUGUGUGUGUGUGUGUGCAUGGUGCAUGUGCAGCUGUGUACUGUGUGGAUCAGUGGUCUGGGAUCUGACUGGCAUUCUGACCCACCUCAUGGGAGGCCAGGCAUCUGUGAACUUGGUUAACGUCUCUCUCUGGCUUUGUCUGGUCCUUAUCAGUGAGAAUGAUUGCUAACACAUUUAUUGGUCCCACAUCCUGGCUUUGACCAUCAGGAGAUGCCAUCCAGGACCCCGUUGUCUUCGGAGCAACUCCUCUCCGAGGCAUCCGGGAGAUAGAGCAAAGCCGGACAGAUGCUCUCUUCAUCUUCUCUGAUUUUCUUGGGUACCGUUUGCUUCCAUGCUUGCUGCCCUGCAUCUCUGGAGACCGCCGCUGCAGUGUAAGUUCUCGGACACACAGAGCUGUGAGUGUAGAUUCCCUUCACGCUGCACCUGAGGUACUCAGCAGCCUUAAGCAGAGAUGCCCAGAGCAUGGCAGAUUUCCCAAGCAGGACCUCUCCAGGUAUCUCUCAGCAUACGGUGUCUCUUACAAGGUAGAAACCCUAAAAGCAAGCCUUCAAAACUGAAUUGAAACCUUCAGUUCUUGGUCUCAAGGGAUACCCACAGCUGCAAUGGGAAGUUCUGCCUCACUUUAUGUCUAAAUGUAUCCUUUAUAUUUGUUCAUAAAUAAAAAUGGAAUCCCGCUACA
Apodemus sylvaticus (European woodmouse) is the source of this 5745-nucleotide messenger RNA. It is a transcript of the gene Spring1, whose product is annotated as SREBF pathway regulator in golgi 1. NCBI's taxonomy places the organism in Eukaryota, Metazoa, Chordata, Mammalia, Rodentia, Muridae. Gene Ontology annotation, biological process: positive regulation of SREBP signaling pathway. The record is from RefSeq and is a predicted model, not a curated record. Bases 99 to 716 code for a protein of 205 amino acids. The transcript is spliced from 5 exons.